AUGGCCGAAUUAACUGCAUUGCGCUUUGAGCAACACCAUUCGGGACUGGGCGUACAAUGCUCUUCGCCUCGAAUUUCAUGGACCUUCUCUGCCGUCGACGAGUCGAUUUCUGACUGGCAGCAACUGCAGUAUGAAAUUUGCGUGCGUCGUGAAACUGGGACACCGUUAUACUUUGUUAUCCAAAGUCCCGAUUCGUCUCUAGUUCCAUGGCCGAGCACGCCCUUGCAAUCUCGAGAACAAGCUCAAGUGCGAGUACGAGUGUGCGGCAGCUGGAUGGACAGGAACACUAGGCGGGCACACUCAGGUUGGUCUGCCUGGUCAUCAUGGGCCACGGUUGAAUGCAGCCUUCUUAGUGCCCAAGACUGGAUUGCAGUGCCUAUCUCCAGCCCAAUUGUGCCAUUGAGUCACGAAGAUGAGUCAUUAAGGCCUUUGCUCUUCCGAAAAACAUUUGAACUGCCGGCCACAUUUGACUCCGUUCAGCGAGCACGGCUGUACAUCACGGCAUUUGGUGUCUAUCGGGCAUACCUCAAUGGUUGCAGGAUUGGGGAUCAUGAAAUGUCGCCCGGGUGGACAAGCUAUCGCUAUCGGAUUGCAUACCAAGUUUUUGAUGUGACUUCUUUGAUCACUACCAAAGGCAGUAAUGUGCUGAGUAUCGAGGUCGCCGAGGGCUGGUAUGCAGGCCGGCUGGGAUUUGAUGGUGGCAAACGGCAUAUCUACGGAGACCGAAUCGCUGUCAUGGCCCAGUUGGAGAUCGAUGGACUAGCAGGUGGACGCUUUAAAGUUGCAUCGGACAUCAGUUGGAAGUUCCACCCAAGUCCCAUUGUGAACAGUGAAAUUUACAACGGGGAAACAUACGAUGCUCGAGUCGAAGGCGAAAACUGGAACCAACAGUGCCCUAGCAAUGUUGACACCGACUGGGAGACAGUCUCAGUUUUGGACUUUCCUCGUGCACGAUUAUACGCCCCAAACGCUCCUCCAGUACGAAUCACGGAGAUUUUGGCACCCCAGAAGAUAUCCACCACACCUUCAGGCCGAAUUAUUCUCGAUUUCGGUCAGAAUUUAGUUGGAAAACUUCUCGUACGGUCAAUGACGCUCCCAGUGGACGGGACUGUGAACUUCAUCCACGCCGAAGUCAUCGAAGACGACGGGGAAUUGGGAACGCGACCGCUUCGUGGCGCAAAAUGCGUUGAUAAAGUCAUCUCAUCCGGCCAGCCGUUGAUCGAUUGGUCGCCGAAAUUCACCUUCCACGGUUUUCGAUUCGUAGGAAUCGAUGGAUGGGACCCUCGAUCAGAGAAAAAGUCUUGGAAGAGCAACAUUCAAGCACUAGUGAUUCACACUGAUUUCAAGCAAACUGGGCAAUUCGAAUGCUCAAACAUAGCCAUCAAUCAGUUGCACCAGAACGCUUGCUGGAGUAUGCGUGGGAAUUUUUUGUCCAUCCCCACAGAUUGCCCCCAACGGGAUGAACGUUUAGGCUGGACGGGAGACAUCCAGAUUUUUGGUCCAUCUGCAACGUUUCUGUAUGACGUGGUUGGCAUGCUUUCCGAAUGGAUGGAAGAUGUCGCCUGCGAACAAUCAGAUCACAAUGGCGUUCCGCCACUUGUAAUCCCCAAUAUCCUGGACCACGUGUGGCCAUCCAUUCCCCAGGCUCUCUGGGGUGAUGUGGUGAUCAUCCUUCCGUGGGUAUUAUAUCUAUCAUCAGGUGAUCGUGACAUCCUACAUCGUCAGUACUCAAGUAUGACCUCGUGGCUGGAUCAGGGAGUUCGUAGAGGCAGAGAUGGACUCUGGGAUCCGGAGAUAUGGCAACUGGGCGACUGGCUCGAUCCCCAGGCACCACCCGACGAGCCUGGCGAUUGCCGAACAAAUGGCACACUAGUAGCAGACGCAUAUCUCGUAUAUGUCACAUCUCUCAUGGCUAAAAUUGCCUUUGUUCUCAAGAGAGAGGGGGAGGGUACACAUUACAGCUACAAAGCUCAAUGUCUCCGUGCGCUUUUCCAAGAGAAGUACAUAACUUCAUCUGGCCUCAUAGUUGGGGAUUCCCAGACCGCUUAUUCAUUGGCCAUCGUCUUUGGUCUUUUGUCCACCCAGCUCCAGCUAGACACGGCUAGAUGUCAGCUUUCAGCGCGUGUACGCAUGGCCAAAUUCCGCGUAUCAACCGGGUUCGCUGGUACUCCUGUGAUUUUGAAGGCUCUCACAGAAACAGAUAAUCUCUCGCUAGCCUACCGAAUGCUCCUCGAAGACCGCUGCCCGUCGUGGUUAUACCCUAUCACCAUGGGCGCCACCACCAUUUGGGAGCGGUGGGACAGCAUGCUACCAAACGGGUCUAUCAACCCCGGCCAAAUGACUUCUUUCAACCACUAUGCCUUGGGUUCUGUGGUCAACUGGCUCCACGAGACUGUGGGUGGUUUGCGGGCACUGGAAGCUGGUUGGAAGACUGCAUUGGUGUCUCCACAACCGGGAGGUUCUUUAACCUACGCAUCGGUGUCAUACGAGAGUGUCUACGGCCACUGGAGCUGUCGUUGGAAACUGCAAUUUGACGGGGAUCGGAAUGAAGCAAUGACUCUCUGCUUGGAUCUGAUUGUCCCACCAAACUGCCGAGCAGUAGUUAGGAUCCAGGCUGACGAGGAUGGAUUCAGUAAAUUGGAUGAGAGUGUGGGAUCUGGAAAGCAUCACUGGGAGAUUCCCUUCUUUCCUUGGUCAUGGCCACCACAAGCAACAGCCCCAUUCAUAACAAACCCGGGCAAGCAUAUCGAUUAG
This is a messenger RNA of Talaromyces amestolkiae, 2754 nucleotides long. RefSeq lists its product as uncharacterized. The coding region runs from base 1 to 2754 and encodes 917 amino acids. Gene Ontology annotation, biological process: carbohydrate metabolic process. The record is from RefSeq and is a predicted model, not a curated record. Lineage: Eukaryota; Fungi; Ascomycota; Eurotiomycetes; Eurotiales; Trichocomaceae. The transcript has a single exon.